Molecule: messenger RNA, 330 nt
Organism: Protopolystoma xenopodis
Lineage: Eukaryota; Metazoa; Platyhelminthes; Monogenea; Polystomatidea; Polystomatidae
Source: the annotation of a GenBank genome assembly
AUGAAGAACUGUUCAAAUGACUCGGACAUGCUCAAAGAACAUGGCUCUCACUUCGGAGACGGUGAAGUGGAUGGAUCAUCUGCAAAAGAGAUGAUUUGUUCAGCUUGUAGUAGAUCUGCCGAACAGCUUUCGGCAGAGGAUAUAAGGAUCCACUCCCUUAGCUCCAUUAGUUUUGUGCACAUUUACGCAAGCAUUAUUAGCUUUAUGUUUGUCGACAUGCCAGACCUGAUGCCUAUUGAGGAUCAAACAUUCUUCCUGCCCACCAAUAAGGAAUGCACUUAUGAAACUUCUUUUGUAGACAAUCGAGAAAUAAUGGUUUUCUACCUCUAG